Messenger RNA from Carlito syrichta (Philippine tarsier), 1527 nucleotides. RefSeq names its product transducin like enhancer of split 2 (gene TLE2). The transcript is spliced from 10 exons. Lineage: Eukaryota; Metazoa; Chordata; Mammalia; Primates; Tarsiidae. Gene Ontology annotation, biological process: regulation of DNA-templated transcription; negative regulation of canonical Wnt signaling pathway. The record is from RefSeq and is a predicted model, not a curated record. Gene Ontology annotation, cellular component: transcription regulator complex; nucleus. The annotation marks the transcript as partial. Gene Ontology annotation, molecular function: protein binding; transcription corepressor activity.
AGUGUGUCCCCCUCGCCCCCUGAGAGUCUGGUGGAGGAGGAGCGACCGAGUGGCCCUGGUGGCACUGAGAAGCAGAGGGCAGAGGAGAAGGACCUCUCGGCACCUUAUGACAGCGAGGAAGACAAGAGCGAGUACAACCUGGUGGUGGACGAGGACCAGCCCUCCGAGCCCCCCAGCCCUGCCACCACCCCCGGUGGCAAGGGGCCCAUCUGCGUGUCCGCCCGUCGGGACCUCGUGGACAGUCCGGCGUCUUUGGCCUCCAGCCUGGGAUCCCCGCUCCCCAGAGCCAAGGAGCUCGUCCUGAGCGACCUUCCCGCCGGCACCCCGGCCUCCAAGUCCUGUGACUCCUCCCCACCCCAGGACGCGUCCACCCCCGGGCCCAGCUCGGCCAGUCACCUCUGCCAGCUGGCGGCCAAGCCGGCCCCCUCCACGGACGGCAUCGCGCUGAGCCGCCCCCUGACUCUGUCCAGCCCCUUCACCACGUCCUUCAGCCUGGGUUCCCACAGCGCCCUCAACGGGGACCUCGCCAUGCCCAGCUCCUACGUCAGCCUCCACCUGGCCCCACAGGUCAGCAGCUCUGUGGUGUACGGCCGCUCCGCCAUGAUGGCAUUUGAGUCCCAUCCACACCUCCGAGGGUCGUCCAUCUCCUCCUCCCUGCCCAGCGUCCCCGGGGGGAAGCCCCCUAGCUCCCUCCCCCCUCCCUGGCCCCAGAACCGAGAUAAUUACAUCCGCUCGUGCAAGCUGCUGCCCGACGGCCGGAGCCUGAUCGUGGGAGGCGAGGCCAGCACCCUGUCCAUCUGGGACCUGGCGGCGCCCACCCCCCGCAUCAAGGCCGAGCUGACCUCCUCGGCCCCCGCCUGCUACGCCCUGGCCGUCAGCCCCGACGCCAAGGUCUGCUUCUCCUGCUGCAGCGACGGCAACAUCGUGGUCUGGGACCUGCAGAACCAGACGAUGGUCAGGCAGUUCCAGGGCCACACGGACGGGGCCAGCUGCAUCGACAUUUCCGAUUACGGCACCCGGCUGUGGACGGGCGGCCUGGACAACACGGUCCGCUGCUGGGACCUGCGGGAGGGUCGCCAGCUGCAGCAGCACGACUUCAGCUCGCAGAUCUUCUCCCUGGGCCACUGCCCCAACCAGGACUGGCUGGCCGUGGGCAUGGAGAGCAGCAGCGUGGAGAUCCUGCACGUGCGCAAGCCCGAGAAGUACCAGCUGCACCUGCACGAGAGCUGCGUGCUGUCGCUCAAGUUCGCAUCCUGCGUCCUGCCCCCGCCCCCACAGUCCAAGGAGUCGUCCUCGGUCCUGAGCUGCGACAUCUCAAGGAAUAACAAGUACAUCGUGACGGGCUCAGGAGACAAGAAGGCCACCGUGUACGAGGUGGUCUACUGAGAUCCCAGCCUGACCCUCGGGCAGGGGACGCCCAGGCAGAGACCCCUCUGAGUCCAGAGUGCUGCCUGCUCUCCGCCCCUGCUGGGGACAGGCCGGCGGGUGGUGUCCGUGGAGCCAAUAAAUGUAUUUAUCGCAACCACC